Molecule: messenger RNA, 2140 nt
Organism: Raphanus sativus (radish)
Lineage: Eukaryota; Viridiplantae; Streptophyta; Magnoliopsida; Brassicales; Brassicaceae
Product: WEB family protein At3g02930, chloroplastic
Exons: 3
Coding region: 239-1942 (567 amino acids)
Biological process (GO): reciprocal meiotic recombination
Source: RefSeq, a predicted model, not a curated record
CUUCGCAUUAUCUGUGGCGAGACAAAACCUAACCAAGCUCUCAAUUAUUCUCUCUGUUGUGGUUCAUCAAUCGUUUCCUUUAUAUAUCUGAUAUAUAAACCAUAUCAUUGUAUUUCUCUCUUGAUCUCUCUCUAGACAAACACGAAAAUCCAAAUUUUCAGCAAAUUUGAUUUUGUUUUUCAGGUUGAUCACUGAUCCUUAGCAGCAGCACCACCAAAUCAAAUCCGAGACAGUGGCUAUGGAUUCUAAGAUUAACAGAACUGAUCCUUCCAAAACUACUAUGCGCAAAUCAUCUCCAGGAUCUUUAGGAGUGCCUAAACUGAGUCGAAUGAUGACUAGACCUGAACCUAAUUAUCUUUCACCGACCCGUCUUUCACUUGACCGGUCUCGUAAGGUUCCAACCACACCAGAAAGAACUCAUACACGGGCAGUGAUAGCAUCAUCAUCAGAAUCUAACUUAAGGAAGAUCCAACUUAAGGAAGACCUGAGGAAAGCUAAUGAGCUGAUAGCUUCCCUUGAGAAUGAUAAAUCUUUACUAUACAACAAACUCCACGAGGCUUUAGAAGCUCAGAAGAUGGCCGAGGAGGAUUUCGAGAUUGAAAAAUUCAAGGCCGUCGAAGCAGGAGUAGAUGCAGCUCAGAGAAACGAAGAAGAACUGAAGAAAGAACUCGAGAUUGUCAAGAACCAACACGCUUCAGACUCAGCUGUUCUUCUUUUAGUAACCAGGGAGCUUGAGAAAGUAACUCAAGAACUGGCUGCAUCUAACGACGCCAAGAACAUGCUUCUGAGUCAAGCAGAGAAUGCUAGCAAGAACUUGAAAAGUGAGCUCGAGAAGGCGAGGUGUUUUCAAGCAGAGGUUAAAAGACGAGAUAAGAUCAUUGAGAAGCUUGACGGUGAGAUAGAAGUUCUGAAGAUGGAAAAGUCUUACGCGCAAGGCUCCGCCCUAGUAUUAGAGAGAGAGUUAGAGGAAGCCAACAUGAUGAAGAGAUCAGCCUCGGCUUCUCUUGCAUCUUUGACGAAAGAGCUAGAAGAAAGCAAUAAAAGAUUGCACGCCGUGGAGUCUGAGAUGGCUGAUCUCAUGGAUAAGGCCAAGCUGAUGGCGACGGUUGGGAGUAGGCAAUGUCAGGAUCUUGGGAAGUCACAGCAGCUGCUAGAGACUGCUGAAGAGUUGUUAUCAAAGGCUGAGAAAGAGGCGAGGAAGCUCAAGGCUGAGCUUGAAACCGUCAAGGAGGAGAAGAGACAAGCGUCGAGUGAAUCACUCGUGUUGAGAGAGAAGCUGUUGAGCCUAGGUGGUAAGGAUUACGAGACGCAACUGGAACAUUACAAGAAGAUGCUUGACGAGGCGAGGCAUGAGAUCGAUGUGCUUGUCAGUGAGGUUGAACAGACCAAGAUGAGAGAGACCGGUUUGGUGAACCACGUGAAGAAGUGUGAUGAAGAGGUAUCUUCAAUGGGGAAAGAGAUGAACAGGUUGGGAAACUUGGUUAAAAAGACAAAGGAAGAAGCUGAUGGAGCGUUGAGGAAAGAGUCUCAGAUGAGAGAUGAUCUUAAAGAAGUGGAAGAUGAGGUGAGUUAUCUUCAGGAGACUCUCAGGGAAGCGAGAGCUGAGAGUUUGAAACUAAAUGCGAAAAUGCUGGACAAAGAAACGGAGUUUCAAAGCGUUCUUCAUGAGAAUGAUUUGCUCAGAGUGAAACAGGAUGAUUCAAUGAAGAAGAUCAAGGAGUUAGAGGAAGCAUUGGCCAAGAAAGACACAGAGGAGGAUGAUGGUGAACAAGACUAUGAUUUAGUAGAAACCCUUGAUGGCAUGAACGUGAAGCUUGAGGAGAACAGAGAAGAGAAAGAAGAUUCUACAGAUGGUGAUGAUGAUGAUACAGUUGAAGUUGAAUAUAGUAUGUGGGAAAGUUAUCAUACUGGGAAGAAAGAAGCUUUCCACAAGGGGAAGUAAAUAAACAUCUCUUUGAUUACUUGCAUGUUUUUUUUUUCUUUUGUGUGGUGUUGCGGAAUCUGUGGCUUGUUACAUAUACAGAGGCACAUACAUCACUCUUCAUUGUUUUUGACUCCAUAAGUGUUCUAUGUUUCUUCUUAUUUAUGACUUUUGAAAUAGGUUUUUGUUCAGUUGGGGCUAAUAUAUGAUUCUUUACUU